Messenger RNA from Poecilia latipinna (sailfin molly), 904 nucleotides. RefSeq names its product tetraspanin-1-like. The coding region runs from base 123 to 854 and encodes 243 amino acids. NCBI's taxonomy places the organism in Eukaryota, Metazoa, Chordata, Actinopteri, Cyprinodontiformes, Poeciliidae. The record is from RefSeq and is a predicted model, not a curated record. Gene Ontology annotation, cellular component: plasma membrane. The transcript has 8 exons.
CUUACGUGCGUCUGUGUGAACGAUAUAAGGACGGCCACAAGCCUCGCUGAGUACACACUCCUGAAGCAUCAGACCUCAACGGACACACAGUCAUCUCAGCGGUACAGCCAAAAUCAGCCAAGAUGUGUUGCACAGGUUUCCUUAAAGUCAUGAUGUUCAUCUUCAACGGUGGCAUCUUUUUGGCAGGUUUGGUCAUUUUGGGAGUUGGUAUAUGGGUGACGGUGGACAGCGACUCUUUGCUGAAUUUGGUGGAGAAAGUGGUCGAUUUGCCAGAUGAGGUCUUCAAGCUGAACUAUGUAGGCUAUAUGCUGAUCGGAGUGGGCGCUGUGCUUUUGAUCAUUGGCUUUCUGGGAUGCUGCGGCGCCAUCAACGAGAACAGGUGUAUGCUGCUGACGUUCUUCAGUCUUGUGCUGAUCAUCUUCAUCGUCGAGGUUGCAGGGGGUAUCGUGCUGUUCGUCUUCACCGAUGAGGUUGAUCAAAUCUUCAACAAUUUAGAGAAUGAUGUAAUAACAGAUAUUCAAGCAAACUAUGGAAAAGAUCCAGGCAUGACCGAACUCUGGAAUAUAACCAUGGAGCAGUCUCGUUGCUGUGGUUACAAGAACUACACAGAUUUUUAUGGCUCCCCUUUUAACAUCGGAGGUGAAUACCCCCCACCAUGCUGCCACUCUAGCACAGGACCAUGCACUUCAGAUUUAGCACGUAUAUCGAACGUUAAAGGCUGCUUUGUUAAGCUGGUGGAGCUGUUGGAGGAAAACUCUAUUAUCAUUGCUGGUGUAGCUAUUGGAAUAGCUUCCCUUGAGAUCGCUGCCAUGGUGGUUUCUAUGGUUCUCUACUGCAAUGCUGGCAAAAAGUGAAAGUGAUUCGCCCUGGGGAUGAUAAAAAAAGAUAAUGGAAUUGGUUGCAA